GAGACCGACAUGUUUCUACCCAUGAGUUCAGCCAGACAACAGCAUGUCAACGCCUUCAAGUGCUGUGAGGUUUUAUAUUGGAGAAGCAGCUUCUGCCUCUCUUCAUACUGUACUUUCAUUGGCUUUCUUUUAUAGAGGAGACGGAAUGCAAUUCGUCUUAAAUUAGAAGUACCAGUACGGCGCUCCGGACAUCUCCGGCCCAAGUCAAGCACUGGUUACAAGUUGACUACACAGAUCUAGCACAGUGUUGCCAACUCCUCAGUAAGGAAAGUAGCUAUUGGCUGUCCUUUUUUGAAAAUGUGUCGCUAGAGGUGUCUGAAUACUCGCUAAAUAUAAUUGGCAACACUGAGAUUCUAAUAUCAGCUUUAUCCAUCUCGAUAGACCAGACUGACCGGAAGCUCACCGCCCGUUCACUGUGGACAUGUUGCCAUAGUAACGCAGGUGACAAUAACAUGUCGGCAAAAGCGAAACAAAGCAACAAGUCAGCGGAUAAAAAUGCAAACGACAGAAAUGACGCAGCGUCCAAAGACAAUGAUGCUGAAAAAGCCAACCCUCAAUGGAAACUUAUUUCCCAUGAACAAAUCAACACGCUGUUGGAUUUGACAGUGGAACAAGUGCAACUCCAGUUUGAAGAAAUACUUGGUUUGAAGAACUACCAGACAUGUCUGAAGGAGGCAGCCCUGUUGGACUACUUUGUCUCUGGCUUCUGGUGGGCCAGGGAGAUGAACUACACCUGUCAACAGAUCUCAUUCAUCAUGGCUCUACUGCAAGUGUUACUGGACAAUAUCAGGGAGAAGCAGAUGCCGUUUGUUGAUAACCUGAAUGAGUUUGCCAAGUUGAUGUCAGGAACGCGCCAGUCUCCUUCUCCAGAGGUGGACUCCCUGUUUGAUGCUGAGCAUGCCGUGUGCAUCACUGACUACCUGAAGUGCAGUCUCUUUCAGAACUACCAACUCUAUGAGUUUCUCUUCAACCAACCUAGAGAGGAGCUGCUCCUUGGAAAGAAGAGGACCAUAGAGGUGAUCAGCUCAGCAGACUGUGGAGCUCCCCUGGAAGAAGGCAUGAAUACUGAGGACUACCUCCAUUACAUGACUCCUGUUGACCAGCAGGAAGAGGGACAGAGGUCCAGCCAGGAGGAGGAUGGAGAGGGACCAGCUGAAACAGGUCUGCAGCAGGAGAAGGAGAACAAGGCUACAGAGUUUGAAGGAUUCAACGUUCAGGAUGUCAAAGACCUGACCAACGAGAUGCUGGGAGACCUACAGGCUGAAUUCACAGAGAAGCUGAGAGUCCAGGAGGAAACCUUCCGUACCAGACUAGACCCACUGAAACAGUCUGCCUGCAAAUAGCUACACCUCAUAGUAUAACAUAUCAACCAGAGGACGCCUGGUCCUUACUGACUGGUUCAACCAGAGGACGCCUGGUCCUUACUGACUGGUUCAACCAGAGGACGCCUGGUCCUUACUGACUGGUCCUUACUGACUGGUUCAACCAGAGGACGCCUGGUCCUUACUGUCUGGUCCUUACUGACUGGUUCAACCAGAGGACGCCUGGUCUUUACUGACUGGUCCUUACUGACUGGUUCAACCAGAGGACGCCUGGUCCUUACUGACUGGUUCAACCAGAGGAAGCCUGGUCCUUACUGACUGGUUCAACCAGAGGACGCCUGGUUCUCUGAAUCUGACAUUUUAAAGAAGACUGCGAAGACGACAGUAAUUUGAAACUGUUUUUCUGAAAUUAUGCAAAACAUUUUGACAAAAUGUUGUCAGCACAAAAGGUUUGGUUUGAAGAAAACGGAGGGCGGUAUUCAAUCAAAACCUGUAACUGGAUUUCCGUACAUCAAAACCCAAAAGGAAUCCGUAAAUCAAACAAUCCAAGCCAAGAUUCUCACAUGUCCAUGUUUCCAUGUCGUCAAUAAACCCAUGAAACAAAAUGAAAAUGAAUGUUGUUUUAGACUUUCCUUGAAAAUGUGGUGACCAGUUGUGAUUGAAUAGUUCCCUAGCAACACAAUCUUACCGUGUGUCGAUCUUACCGUGGGUCGAUCUUACCGGGGGUCGAUAUUACCGUGGGUCGAUCUUACCGGGGGUCGAUCUUACCGGGGGUCGAUAUUACCGUGGGUCGAUCUUACCGGGGGUCGAUCUUACCGUGGGUCGAUCUUACCGGGGGUCGAUCUUACCGGGGGUCGAUCUUACCGGGGGUCGUCCAUAUUUCAGAUGUGUGCUGGAAAGGAAAACCAAAUGUCAGUUCGGGGUAAUGUGGAUAUUUGCUCCAACAAUGUUUGGUGUAACACUCAAGGUUGCUACCUAACGUUUCUUAAAUGAGUAAUAAACUAUUUUAUAACGUAA
Messenger RNA from Salvelinus fontinalis (brook trout), 2339 nucleotides. Its product is annotated as ciliary-associated calcium-binding coiled-coil protein 1-like. The record is from RefSeq and is a predicted model, not a curated record. Bases 453 to 1343 code for a protein of 296 amino acids. The transcript has 8 exons. Lineage: Eukaryota; Metazoa; Chordata; Actinopteri; Salmoniformes; Salmonidae.